This is a messenger RNA of Xenopus tropicalis (tropical clawed frog), 2513 nucleotides long. RefSeq names its product E3 ubiquitin-protein ligase TRIM39. The transcript is spliced from 7 exons. The coding region runs from base 89 to 1567 and encodes 492 amino acids. NCBI's taxonomy places the organism in Eukaryota, Metazoa, Chordata, Amphibia, Anura, Pipidae. The record is from RefSeq and is a predicted model, not a curated record. Gene Ontology annotation, molecular function: zinc ion binding.
GCGCAGGGUUGUGUACCAUGGCGCAUUCACAUUCAUUGUUUCCGUGCUGCUCUCAGUCUCCUUUAUGUGAGGCAGCCCCCAGCACCACAUGUGGCUAGAGCAGUGCCAGCUUCCUGAAUUAAAGAUGGAUUCCGAGCCCACAACUGCAUUUUUGUCGAGUUUAACAGGAGGAAUGCAAGCAAUGGCUACAGCAAAGAGAAAUCCAGUAACUGAGCUAAAGGAAGAACUGACGUGCCCUAUUUGCCUGGAUCACUUUAGUGAACCUGUUUCUAUUGAAUGUGGGCACAGUUUUUGCCGAGCCUGCAUUACCCGUACCUGGAGAGGAAUUCACAGCAACUUUGAAUGUCCCCAGUGCAGAAACAUAUCCAGAUGGAAAUUUUUACGGCCUAAUCGUCUUGUGGAGAAUAUGGUGGAAAUAACUGGACGACUUGCUGCUACCAAAAUGUCUCCAGUUAGUAAGAAGCAAUGUGAAAAGCACCAGGAACCAAUGAAACUCUUUUGUCAAGUGGAUGCAAAGGAAAUUUGUUUGGUGUGCCGAGAGUCAGUGGAACAUAGGACCCAUACUGUGAUACCAGUGGAGGAGUCAACUAGAGAGUUUAAGGUUCAGCUCAGAGAUCGCCUUCACACAUUAAGAAGAGAAUGUGCAGCUAUCUUGGAAACAAAGUCUGAAGACAAGCAAAAAGUUGAAAAACUUAAGAAUGAAAUUGAGCAAAAACGUAGAAUGCUCACCUCUGAAUUUGAAAUCCUGCGUCAGAUUUUAGAAGAUCAUGAAAGAGAAUUCAAAGAGCGUUUGGAGAACAUGGAGAGACUGAUCAUUAAAAGAACAAAUGAAAGGACCAGUAAGCUGAAUGAAAAACUGUCAUCUCUGCACGCACUCAUCUUAGAUAUCGAGCAAAAUAUUCUCCCCUCGGCUCAAACAUAUCAGGAACCGAAAUCUGCGGUGGGCAGGAAUUCUGAAAAUCUGCAGCUGUGUGAUCCUAGGAAGAAGCCUUCACGUGAUGGGACAACACCUGCACCUUUUUUUUACCUCAAGAGAUUUAAUGUUCCUGUAACCUUGGACCAUAAAACUGCCAAUCCUAAUCUCAUUAUUUCUGGCAAUCGAAAAAUCAUCAGAUACGAGGAGGAUCCAAAGAAUCUGGUCAAUUAUCCUGAAAGAUUUGAUAUGAAACCUUGUGUCUUAGGAACCACAGGAUACCGAUCAGGGAAACGGUACUGGGAAGUAGAAGUGGGUGGUGGAAUAUAUUGGAGUGUUGGGGUUGCCAUACAAUCUGUUCGCAGAAAAGGAGCCUUUAGGAUUGAGCCUUAUGUUGGUGUCUGGGCCAUUGGCUUACUCGGUAUGUAUACUGAUAGAUACUAUGCUUUCACCAGUCCUGACAUACUCUUGCACCCCAGGGACCGCCCUGUCGUCAUCGGUGUAUUUCUCAACUGCGAAGAGCAACAGGUUUCCUUUUUCAAUGCCGAAAGCUUUGAGCAUCUUUACACUUUCCGUGAUGUGCGUUCCCCUGAUAAAAUCUUCCCCUUCUUUUGUGUUGGGGCAAUGGGAACAGAACUGCGACUUGAAGCCUGAGUGUUUCUGUAAUUUUGAGUAAGAGUAUGCCAAAACAUUUAGUCAGAAAUGCAUCAUAUAUCCUUUUUUUAAUAUAAAAUGUGCCAAUUUUUAAAUUGGCACCAGGUAAUCCUUGUAUUUCUUUCUUUUUUUAUUGUCCUGCAAAAUCACUUCAUAUAUUUACUGCUAUAUAGACUGGAGCUUGUAAUCAGUUAUUGUAAGAAAAUUGGGCAAUACUUUUUAUUCAUGUCUGUUUUCAUAUACAAAUAGAGAAUGGCCAUGGUGUAAAUAUACAAAGCCAAAUGGUUAGGUGAUAAAUGCCCAGCAGCAGGUUUCGUGCUGGACCAGUCUUACCCCGUUUGCCUACAAAGGCACAAUUAUUGCUAAGGAUUCACUACCCCUUAUAGUGCCAGGCCUUGUGCCUAUCCCGGAGUAAAUGGGCCCUACUGUAUCACACUGUACUGCACUUGUACCUAGUGAGUUUUUUUUUAAAGUGGGUUGUUCAACAGCCAUAGAAUUAAAUUCAAGUUUGAGUAUUCAGAUGUUUUUAUUAGUGUUUACACAACUUUGUGCAAUAUAAUUUUUUUUUCAUAAAAUGGAAAGAAUAGAAGUCUAUUUUUUUAGGAAGGCUUGAGAUUUUUAAAUAAUUUAAAGAGCUGAAAGAAUACUUACUGCCAUUUUAAUCAUCUUUACCUAAACAUUAAUUUUUCAUUAUCAUGGAAAAAAGGCAUUUAUGGAGGAAAUGUUGGGAUACGACCAUACUUGGCAAGUGUUCGUUUAAUUAACAUGAUCUUGUACUUUGUAUUUAAUAUAAACAAAUUCUGCCGUAUAAGUUAACGUGGCGUAUCUGUGUUUCUUUCAUUCCUGGAGAUUAGACAUAGAUAUAAAAACAUGUAUUCAUUUGAAUUGAUGCACUGUUUAAUUCUGUGAUGUAAAUUUAAAAAUAUAUUCAUUAUGGUGAGUUUAA